ACUCUGCUGAACUACACUUUUUACUUAUUUUUCUCUUCACUUUCUUUCAUUCGGUUUGUUCUCGGUUCAUUCUUUAGUCUGUCAGAGGAUACCGGAGCCUCCUCGUGGGCUGGAAUUUAUCCCCACGAGACAUAAAGAGACGCAACAGGAGGUUUGAUCAGCGACUCACACUGUCAGAAGAACAAGGAUUACGUUUAACGGAGACUAAAGGAACGAACGUGGGAUCUAUUCAUUACACAUCUGCCCAAACCGUCUGGACACAUAAUCUGACCGGGAUAUCUGACCCGGGAUAUUUGCUGUGUGACCCGGGAUAUGAGCAGCCUGACCGGUACGUUUGUCCUCAGAGAUGAGUCCCUCAGCAUGUCAGCGCUGCAGCCUGGGCCUGAUGGUCCUGGUGGUGCUGGUUCAGGUCCUGGUUCUGCUCUAUCCUGUUGAAGGAUACAAUCUGGAUCAGGAGCACAGUCUGGUGUUCAAUGGAACCCCCUCCUCUAUGUUUGGAUACUCAGUCCUGCUGUAUCGUUCUGGACUUCACAGCUGGUUGGUGGUUGGAGCUCCGGUAGGAAACUCAUCUUUUCCUCCUCCUGCACAAUCUCCGGGAGCUCUUUACCGCUGCAGCAUCAGCGCUACUCCCGGCAGCUGUGAGCAAAUGUAUGCUGCCGUGGGGAGUUGUGGGAAGACGUGUCAAGCUGAGAGUGAUAACCAAUGGCUGGGAGUCAGUCUGUCCAGACAACCUCGAAACAACGGAGGAGACAUCCUGGCCUGUGCUCACCGUUGGAAGAACGUCUACUACUCAAAGAAAGAAAGUACGAACAACAAGCUGCCCAACGGAAUCUGUUAUCGCUUCAGUGACAUCAUGACAUAUCCCCAGUCAUUUCUCCCCUGCUACAGAGACCACCAGAGGAGGUUUGGGGAGGAUUAUGGGUCAUGUCAGGCUGGUAUUUCCAACUUCCUGACAGAGGAUCUGAUCAUCACGGGGGCUCCAGGGACGUCUUAUUGGACAGGAUCAGUUGUGGUCUACAACAAGACCAGCUCAAUAUUGUCAUCGUAUCUGGACUUAGACACUGGAGAGGUCAGCUUUGGAAGCUACCUGGGUUAUUCUGUUGGAGCCGGUCACUUCCUGAGUCCUUCUUCUACGGAGGUGGUGGGUGGAGCUCCGCAAUACAACCAGAAGGGCAAGGUAUUCAUCUUCUCGGCAGAAAAAGUCCUGCUGCAGGUCGUGUCUGCAGUGUCGGGGGAAGAGCUGGGCUCUUACUUUGGCUCCAGUGUGUGUGCGGUGGAUCUGAAUGCUGACGGUCUGUCAGAUCUGUUGGUUGGCGCUCCCUUGGCAGUGGGUGCCGCCAGGGAUGAGGGACGAGUCCACGUGUACAUCAACCAGGGGGAGGCGAAGCUGUUGGAGGCCGAGUUUCACCUGACUGGCAGCAACGCCUACGCUGCCCGGUUCGGAGAGACCAUCACUGACCUGGGAGACCUGGACGAUGACGGUUACCCUGAUGUGGCGAUUGGUGCCCCACAUGAAGACGAUCUAAAAGGAGCCAUCUACAUCUACAAUGGCAGGAAGGAGGGAAUCUCACCAACUCCGUCUCAGAGGAUUACUGGAUCCACCCUGGGUCACCGCCUCAACAUGUUCGGCCAGUCAAUGAACUCUGGCAUUGACAUUGAUAAUAAUGGCUACCAAGACGUGGCAGUGGGUGCAUUCCUCUCGGACUCAGCUGUAAUUCUCAGGACCCGUCCGGUGAUUCGGGUGGAGGCGUCUCUGACUCUGCCGGAGCAGAUUGAUCAGCGGCUGGCACUUUGCAGAGAACACCACACUCCAACCGUCUGCUUCAACGUUACUGUCUGCUUCUCUGUUAGCUCCAGACAGUACAGAGGAGCUAUAGAUCUUAAUUAUAAUUUGACCUCUGACCUCCUCCAUAAGCCAUUCUUCCCUCAUCGUUUCUAUUUCCAUGGUAACGGGUCAUCCAAUAUCACAAGGGGUCAUGUGAGAGCACGAAAUGGCCAGCUCACUUGUACAACACACAGAGUUUUCCAAAGGAAAGACGUGAGGGACAUUUAUACUCCUGUGCGGUUUGAGGUUUCCUACAGUCUCAGAGAAACACACACCCACAGAACCGGUGCCAAAGCCUUCCCUCAAUUAAAACCCAUUCUGCAGCAGAGAGCAGGACACCGGAACACCAUCACCAACCAGACGCAGUUUGCUCGUUCCUGUUCUCGGGUUAACUGCUCCACUAACAUGCAGCUGUCAGCUCAUAUAGUGCUGCCACAGCAGCUGCAGUACUAUGCUCUGGGCUCUGGACGCACUAUGAUGUUGAACGCCUCGCUGCUGAACUCUGGAGAUGACGCCUUCCUGCCGCGACUGAUGCUCCGUUUCCCCGACAACAUCCACUACAUCAAAGUCCUGCAGAACGAGGACAACGCGGUGAGCUGUGAUGUCACACAGGAAGUCAACAGUACAACAGUGGGUGUCAUUUGCAGUGCCUCCAGCUUCCUCCUGCCAGCACAGGCUCAGAUGAAUAUCAGCUUCUUAUUGGACGUGAGCCAGAACAGCACACCUGGUGACAUCAUCAUUCAUGCCAACACCAGCAGUGACAACUAUGAGAGUGAAGACUAUCUCCAUGACAACUGGGUCACUCUGCCUCUUCCUCUUAGAUAUGGAGUCAAUGUCAACAUCCACGGUUUCGUCAACCCCACCUCAUUUGCAUUUGAAGAGGUGGACUCGACCCCGGUUGACUGCUACACCGAGACGUUCAACUACACCUACAAGGUGUUAAACUCUGGUCCCAGCAGGUCUGUAGAUACUGUGGUUGACAUCGCUCUUCCAAAGAUUCUGGCUCCUUACCGACACAGACUGCUGCAGGUGGUGGACUGGCAGACGUCUCACGGUGUGUGUUCCAUGAGUGACACAACUGUUUCAGUUAUUGAGGACUGUGACGCCCCCAAAGCUUCCUUCAUCAAACAGAUCAUCUUCUUCCUUUCCCCCGUCUCCACCCGGAGAAUGUUCUGCAGCCGUCAUGACCACCUGUGCGAGUGGUUGGUGUGUCGCCUCGGUAACCUGGAGGCAGGGAGAGAAGCCACCAUCCGACUGGAGACCAGACUGAACCCUGCUGUGCUACUGCAAGCUCCGGGUCGUCAAGGUAUCAUGACGUUGGAGAGCAUUGCAAUGAUGUCAUCUCCCAGAGAAGAUCCUGACACCACCAUCAUCCAUGAACAUCCUCUGGCACAGGUGUUGGUGGAAGCUCAUUUUAGCCAGAAACCCUCAAUGCUGGUGAAGGUCUUCAUCAUCAUCGUCAGUUUAGUGUUGGGUCUGAUGAUCCUGGCUGCUCUCAUCUGGUGUCUAUGGAAGGCUGGAUUCUUUAAGAGGACCCUCCAGAAGACAGAGGAGGAGUUCAAGAGAGACAGCUGGGACUACGUUCCUCAAAGCAACAAAAGAGAAAGCUUUUCCUAACCACCUCUGAACAUGACCUCUUGACCUCUGACCAUAGGAUGGAGUUCAUAUUGUGACUGUGCAAAAGUUUUAAUGAGACAAUUUGUACUGAUGGAUGCCAUGGAGGAAGUGCUGUGUAAGAAAUGACAGCAACCCCUUUCUGUCCAGAACUGUAGAAAGUAUUGCAGGUGAACGUCAUGGGCCAAUGAAGUGUGUUUGAUGUGUGUGUGUCAGAGGGUUUGACGUUACACCCACAACAAGGCAGCCCUGCUAGUUACCACACAGACCUUUAUGUGAAUGUGACCGUGACCUUUUAUCAUGUAACAUGCCUGAUGUGCCUUCACAAAUACACACCAGCGUCAAGACUUGAACAGUCUGCAACAAUGGAGGAGUAACAAACGAUAUAAAAAGGGAAGCAAAACAAUCAAAUGUGGACAAUUUCCGAAGGCUUCGGCGCUUCCUGGGAUGUGACCCCAUGUUACUGAUGACAUUCAUACAGACACUUUUGAGGAAAAAAACAAACCAAAGGAAGCAACUUUCACUUUCUGGUGACCUUUGAUCUCAGGGGAUGGAAACACGGCCUCUGAUUGGCUUGUAAUUUUCUGUAUAUUUUGUUUUCUACGUUUUUGUUCACCUGCUGAUCAACACUUUAUGCACUAGCCACACACACACACACACACACACACACACAGACACAGACACACAAAACAGACUCACCGGUCAUGUUGUAGCACAUACACUGAUCAGACAGAAGUUGAAGUAGUCGGUCUGUGGCAGCCAUAUGGACCCAUCCAGGGAGCCAAUGAAAAACUGCUGCUUCUGUGGCGUGUUGACACACAGUGAGGCUGGGAAAUACGACGGUGGCAAAUCUUGAAGCAGGGUAGCACACUAACCUGCAGUAAUACACAUCUUACUGCCACAACAUAGUGUUUUUCAAUGCAUGUGACACACCAUCUGUGCAUUUUCCACACUGGGUUCUACCAGAGUCUCAUACACACUUUGUUACUGGUUUCUAUUGUCUGCUCAAUUAGUGUGUUUGUCAGCAGACUGCAGCUGUUUAUCACCUUUUUAAGAAGCCAUUCUAUUGUGUGAACAAUGUGCAGCUGGGUAGAGCUGAAUGAGCCCAACUGAAGACAGCAUGGCCCAUAAGGAACUGCAAAAAGCUGUUUUUAAAAAGCGCUUUUUUUCCUUCUUUAAAUGUACGCUCUUAAAAACAAAAUGUGAUAUGAAGUCGAGCUUUGAUGUGUAUCACAGUUCAGCUGGGUCUGAAAUCAUUCCUCGUUUAUUUAAACAGUGCUACAUUUACUGAAAUGUUCACUCCACAUAGUCCCCUAAAAAUCCACAAUGGGAUGAAAAAGUAUGGAAUGAGAAAAUAUGUAUAACAAUUAUAUUAACAAUCAUAGAAAUUAUUGCAUUUUACAGAUGUGAAAAUUGUACAGAUGUGAAAGUACAAUUGUCCGACUCUGUGAGUGAUGAUGGAAAAUAAUGAUGAACAAGUGUCUGAAAUUUCAAUUUACUGCUCAAUAAGUGUCACACACAGUAGUGAAUGAGUGAAUGAAGGAGGGGUUUCAGACACAGUAAGUAGAUAUAUAUGUGUAUACAUACACAUAUAUAUAUAUUCCUGUGUCUUGUAGUAAACUCCACUAAUGAUGUCAUGAUGACACACACACACACAUGGAUGUGCAGAUGAACAGAUUGUGCUCUUAUUGCACUCAGACUGUAGCACACUUGAGGUGGACUCAGGUGGUUUCUUGUUUCCACAUUUCAAUCAAUUCAUAGAAUUCCUUUUUUUUGGGAGGGGGGGGUGAAAUUGCUUCUAGAUUCAGACUGAACACCAGUGUCAAAGCACACAAUAAGAUGCAUCAUGUUGUGUGACAGAGCCAGUGUCACACUGAGCCACAGGGUCAAAAAAUGGAAGAUUACUUGAAAAUCAUCAUUUUAGUAUUCACGUUUUAAUUAAAUGUAUUACACAGCUAGUAAAAACAGCUACUACCUUCCCCUGUUUAAUUCAUUGAAAUGUAAAUACACACACACACACAUACAUGCACACACACACAAACACACAUAUUUUAAUAUUGAGUUUUUGCGUAUGUGAAGUUGUUCUGCACUGGAGAGUCUCACUGCUUUAUCAACACAUUUCUAUUAAAUGAAGAAUUUCCUA
Scomber scombrus (Atlantic mackerel) is the source of this 5582-nucleotide messenger RNA. RefSeq names its product integrin alpha 4 (gene itga4). The transcript is spliced from 29 exons. The record is from RefSeq and is a predicted model, not a curated record. Gene Ontology annotation, biological process: cell adhesion mediated by integrin; cell-matrix adhesion; cell-cell adhesion. Gene Ontology annotation, molecular function: integrin binding. Lineage: Eukaryota; Metazoa; Chordata; Actinopteri; Scombriformes; Scombridae. Bases 347 to 3442 code for a protein of 1031 amino acids. Gene Ontology annotation, cellular component: external side of plasma membrane; integrin complex.